AUGCGCAACGUCUCGGAGCCGGCGGGAUUCCUGCUCUCGGGCUUGCCCGGCCCGCGGGGGCUGCAGCGCCUGCAGGCGGGGGCUCUCGCCGCGCUGUACCUGGCAGCGCUGCUGGGGAACGUCCUGGUGCUGGCGGGGGUCUUCCUGGUGCCGUUCUCGGCGGCCUCGGAGCUGUUCCUGCUCACGGCGAUGGCGGUGGACCGCUACGCCGCCAUCUGCCACCCGCUGCACUACCCGGUCCUCAUGGACGCGGGCAGCUGUGGCCGCGGAAACCGUGCUGGUCUUCGUGAACGCCGCGCUGGACGCCUGCUGCUUCCUCUGCAUCGCCGCCUCCUACGUGCGCGUCUUCUCGGCGAUGACCAGGACGCCAUCCGCGAGCAGGCCAAGGCCUACGCCACCUGCCUGCCACACCUGGCGGUCGUCCUCCUUUUCCUCUCAACCGCUUUCGCGGCCUACCUGAAGCCCAUGUUAGGGUCUGCCUCCCCCCCCACCUCGUCCCCCGACCUCGUUCUCUCAGCUGUCUAUGUCGUGCUCCCCCCGGCCCUUAACCCCGUCAUAUACAGCCUGCGAAACAGGGCCAUGCUGGCAGGUCUGGAGAAGCUCAUCACAGGGAAGCUCUUGACAAGAGAGAACGUUCUCGUUUUCCUCCAUAAAUAG
This is a messenger RNA of Tupaia belangeri chinensis (Chinese tree shrew), 657 nucleotides long. RefSeq names its product olfactory receptor 14A16. Gene Ontology annotation, cellular component: membrane. Gene Ontology annotation, biological process: G protein-coupled receptor signaling pathway. The transcript is spliced from 3 exons. Gene Ontology annotation, molecular function: G protein-coupled receptor activity; olfactory receptor activity. Lineage: Eukaryota; Metazoa; Chordata; Mammalia; Scandentia; Tupaiidae. The coding region runs from base 1 to 657 and encodes 218 amino acids. The record is from RefSeq and is a predicted model, not a curated record.